AUGGAGUCCGACGAGAUAAUACCGGUGGUCGAGGAAGAGCCCGUCGUCGCCAUGGACAUUUCCGGCGAGGUGGAAGCCGAAGGCAAUGUGACCCGGGAAGGUAAGAACAUCAAGGAUCACAUUGAUCUCGAGUCGUCGCAGAACAAGAAGGCGUCACCCAAAGACCUGAAAGAGAUCGCUGGGAGCUUCUGGGUCGCCGCCUCCGUGUUCAGCAAGAAGUGGCAGAAGUGGCGGCGCAAGCAGAAGCUCAAGAAGGAGGCUGCCGUGAGCAAGGCCGCGGCAGCGGCAAUGCCUCCUCCGGAGAAGCCCUCCAAGCCGUCGUUCCUUCGGCGGUGUCGCCUCCGCGGUGAGGCCGGCUCGGAGCUCGCCGGUGGCCGGCGCUCCUGCGACACGGACCCGCGUUUCUCCCUCGACGCGGCGCGCAUGUCCGUGGACGACGCCGGCUUCUCGUGGGACGAGCCCCGGGCGUCCUGGGACGGGUACCUCUUCGGCGCCGGCGCCGGCAUUGGCCUCGGGCGCGCACCUCCGCCGCUCUCCCGCCUCCCUCCCAUCCUGUCGGUCCUGGAGGACACACCGACCGACAUCGUCGAGCGCUCCGAUGGCCAAAUCCCCGUGGAAGACGACUUUGACCCCGAGCCGCCAGGUGGCUCCUUGCAGACAAGAGACUACUACCUCGACUCUUCCAGCCGGAGGCGUCGGAGCCUGGAGCGCUCCAGCUCCGUACGCAGGCCGUCCUUCGAGGUCCCAGACCCAAGACCAGUGACCGCAGCUGUCAAUGACAAGGCAUCCCCCAUCGGCGGCUCAGAAUUCUACCACUUCCACCACGCCGAGGACCUGCUGGACCGCGGCUUCAGCUCCAACUCCCUCAUCGAGGACAUCUCCGCGAGCCUGGAGGCGGCGCUGUCCGGCCCCGCGAAGAAACCGCGCCGGUGGCGCAAGGCGUGGAGCCUCUGGGGCCUGAUCCACCGGCGCGCCGCGGGGCGCAGGGGCGGCGGCCCGUCCGACAUCGCCGACCGCUCCUUCUCCGAGCCGUGGCCCGACCUGCGCGUCCGCGGCGCCAACCCCAAGAUGCAGCGGUGCAACAGCAACCUGAGCGCGCGCAGCUCGUUCAGUAGCAACAGCGGCGGGCUCGGCAGCUCCCGGCGCAGCUACGUGGACGCGAGCGGUAACGUCCGGCGGAGGGAGGAGCCGCACGCACAGGCGCCGCCGCUGGAGCGGAACCGCAGCGCGCGCUACUCGCCCGGGCGCGCCGCCGCGGACAACGGCAUGCUGCGGUUCUACUUGACCCCGAUGCGCAGCGGCAGCGCGCGGCCGCGCGGUGGCGGCCUGCCGAGCAAGGCCGGGCCCGGGCGGCCGCUGGCCACGCAGUCGUUCGCGCGCAGCGUGCUCCGCCUGUACUAGGCUACGGCACGGCGCUCACGCACGACGCCGGCAGGCAGCCGGUCAGGUUCCUCUGCCGAUCUGCAGGUUCAAGGAGAGGGUUUGGGGUUAUAGCCAUAAAUCUUCGCGUAUUGUAAUGUAAGCUGUUUAUUUUUGUUCAUUCGGGGGGAUUGGAUAACACGCAUCUCGUAUUCUCGUACC
This is a messenger RNA of Panicum hallii, 1581 nucleotides long. Its product is annotated as UPF0503 protein At3g09070, chloroplastic-like. The coding region runs from base 1 to 1401 and encodes 466 amino acids. The record is from RefSeq and is a predicted model, not a curated record. NCBI's taxonomy places the organism in Eukaryota, Viridiplantae, Streptophyta, Magnoliopsida, Poales, Poaceae. The transcript has a single exon.